GAGUAAAAUCCUGAAAUCGUAUUUGCGUUUGUGUAUUUAUAUUACUUUCGAAUAAAUGUGUUAAUCGUUUUUCUGCUUCGUUUGUAUGAAGGAGAUUACAAAAAAUAUCGUUUCUAUAUGUUUUCGUUGGAAUUCGUUAGAAAUUUAUUUAUGUGUUGUUUUCUGUCAACUUCAGUAAGUCUUAUAUUACCCCAAGAUUGAUUUGGAGUUUUGCUGGUUCAUUGAAAAAUCUGGUGCCUCAUGUGAAAAAAAAAAAGAAAAAAAAAUAAACAAGGCAAGCGAAGAAAUUUGAAGCUUUGUCAUAUAGAAAUUUACUGAUUACAUUUCAUCAUGGCUGCAGGCAAUGUUCCGAAACGUACAACACUAGCUGUUUUCCAAAAAAUGCCGAUGGAAUAUGUUCCUUGCUCAGCAAGUAAACAAAUUUUCAGUGAAAGAUUGCUUGUUGAAGCUGCUGCCAUCGGCGAUCUGGAUACUGUUGAAAGUCUGCUAAAUGCCGGUGUUGCAGUGGAUGCUAAGGAAUAUAAUAAAGCUCUGUUCUACUCUUCAAAAAAUUAUGCAACCCCUCUCCAUCUUGCUGCUGGAAAUGGAUUUGUAAAAUGUGUAGAAUUUCUACUAAAGCGCGGUGCUUGUGUUAAUGCAAAGGAUCGGUUUGAUAUUACUCCGCUUCAUAUGGCUGCACAAAAUGGACAUUUCUCCUGCUUGGUAACUUUAUUAGAUGCUAAUGCUGACUGCAUGAUGGCAACAAAAUAUACUGUGGCAGGAUCCUCAGUACCUUUGCCGCAUUAUGGGGGCACUACAGCUCUUCAUUUGGCAGCGGCUAAUAAUCAUGCCAGAUGUGUUAAAGAGUUGAUUCUCUAUGGGGCAGAUUAUAAUGCCGUAGAUGAGCGUGGGCGUACUAGUUUGUACAUUGCAGCCCAACUAGGACAUCGGGAAUGUGUGAUGGCGCAUUUGAAAAAUGCUGUUGGCAGAGACAUUUUGUCCCUGCCAAGCUUUCAUACAUAUGAUACUCCUCUUCACUUUGCAGUUAGCUGCAAGAUGGCAGAUUGUGUGUAUGAAUUACUGAAAUUAGGAUCUGAUCCUAGUCAUAGGAACUUCAAUGGUAUAUCCCCAUUACAUUUAACAUUGAGGGGAAACGACAAUGUGAGUUUCGAAAUCUUAAAAAUGCUAGUGUUAGAAGGAUAUAAUACAAACAUCAAUGUAACUGAUAAAAAUGGUUUCACCCCUCUGCAUUACGCUUGCUUUGAAAGAAAAUUUACCGAGCAAGUCUUUGAAAUGAUUAAGUUCUUAAUAUCUUAUGGUGCUGAUGUAAAUAUAAAAAACACUUGCAACUGUAGCUUAUUAGAAUACGAACUGAUAUCUACUGAUGAGGAUUAUAGUGUUUUGAAGCAAGUUGUGAAAAGCAUGCUUGCUAUUCCCCAUUUAAAUGCAUUAAGAUUAGUUAAUGAAUCAUUCGCAGUCUUGAAAGCCGGUGUGCAUUUUGCUGCUGAAGAUGGAAUUCGACGUCAGCGCAUUCUCCAAUAUUUUAUGAACAGAUAUUUCCCUGAUAAUGAAGAAAUGGAUGAAGAACAGUUUGAUCUUGCUUAUGCAGUCAAUGUUGAACCGUUAAUGAAUAUCGGACUCGAUGACCCAGCUAGAUUAGCGAUGAUAGAUGAUAUGCGUAGGUUGCAGCAUUUUGGAAGUUUUGCACCUAGACAAUAUUAUCCUCCAACAGACAUUAAUCCCAGUGAUAAAGCUGCAUUCUACAAGGAAAAACAUUUCUGGUAUGAAGACAUUGCAUCAAAUCCCAGAACAUUACAACACUGUUGCCGAUAUGCUAUUCGAAAGGCACUGGGACCGAAAAAUUUAAAACAUGCACACGAACUGCCUCUUCCAAGUUCCUUUCUUUCAUACUUAUUGCUAGAAACUGAAGUUAUUUGAUGCAAUUUGGGUGUUUGAUUUUUUACCUGCAGUCAAUUUUAUGCUAUAUAAUUUUGUAUUUUAGUUAAAAGUUGUAGGCCUAUGAACAUGCCACGGGUUAAAUGAAAAAUGUGUCAAAGUAUAAAUAUUCCAUCUACAGGAAAAUGUAAUGCCUUUAAAAUGUUGAAUUUUGUUAAUAAAAGAGAAAGCUA
Uloborus diversus is the source of this 2108-nucleotide messenger RNA. Its product is annotated as ankyrin repeat, PH and SEC7 domain containing protein secG-like. The record is from RefSeq and is a predicted model, not a curated record. Gene Ontology annotation, molecular function: protein binding. Gene Ontology annotation, biological process: intracellular signal transduction. The coding region runs from base 331 to 1917 and encodes 528 amino acids. The transcript has 3 exons. Lineage: Eukaryota; Metazoa; Arthropoda; Arachnida; Araneae; Uloboridae.